Messenger RNA from Pyricularia grisea, 1215 nucleotides. RefSeq lists its product as uncharacterized. The transcript has a single exon. Bases 1 to 1215 code for a protein of 404 amino acids. The record is from RefSeq and is a predicted model, not a curated record. NCBI's taxonomy places the organism in Eukaryota, Fungi, Ascomycota, Sordariomycetes, Magnaporthales, Pyriculariaceae.
AUGACCACGACAGUCGUCAACCCUCCAGACUUGAGGGCCAUUAUCGGACCGCUUCUUCUCUUCCUACCAGGCGCCACAUUCGCAACACAACCCCCAGAGGGCGUUCUGCCUCUGUUGUCCCCAAUUCUUCGCCAGCGUGUGCAGUUAUUAUCGGGAUCAGGCAGCGACCCGUGGAUCAGACUUCUGUCCUACGAUGCAGCGAACACCGAGAAGCUUACCGAACUAGCCCGCGGCGAUCGGUUCGAACCACACCCAUCGUCUGGGGAGAUUGAGGUUGACUGGGACCACGACGUCACCACAAGAUAUCGCCGUUGCGAUGAGGAGACACUUCAGGUACUAGUGGUGCUCUCGGAUUUCGGUAUCUCUUUUCGACUGGUAUAUUGCACAGGCGACACACAAGGGGGCGGGGAUGGCUGGAGAGUCGGCGAGGUCAAUGUACUCGAGCGGCCAGAUCCAUUCGCAUCGUUUGGCGGCGAGGACGACAUUUCGGCGGCGGAGGAGAAAUUCGGCUCGGCUCGGGCGGGAAGCAAACAGACCGAGGCGUCAGUAGAGAGCAGAACGAGCACAACUUCGGAAAAGAUUACCGAACCGGCCGAGGAAGAUGGCGGUGACGAUGACGACUACUGGGCCCGAUACGAUGCAACUCCAGCCCGUACACCGGCCGCACAGCUAUCCCCUGCUCAUCCAUCGUCAACACAGCCAUUGAACAUGGAUGGUCACAUCCGCCCAGACGCAGACGACGCGUAUUAUGCGCGAUACGACUCAGUCCAGCCGGCCAUGGAUAAUCACGACCCGGACGAAGAGGCAAAUCUGGCAGACAAUGGCAUAUCACUGGCGCCUCCUCCCCUAGGCCUUGCCAGGCCUCCGGGCCAAGGGGAACGCACAGAAGAAACUCAGCCGGGUGAGACACAGGGAUCGUGGACCAUUGCGGGUGGAUCCGAGGGCUCGCGACGAUCAGCAGCCGAUGAUGGUGACCGUGCAAUUCUUCACCCGCGGCCUGCCAGUGCAGCAAGCUCGAGUGGAUCCUCAAUGGUUAGCAAGCUUGAGGAGUCGGCCGAGCGGAGAGCGCAGAGCGAGUUUGGCGUAAAGCAGCACGUUUCAAGGACGAUCAGGAGCCUUUUCCAGCUCUCAACAGCGGCCGGAAUUGAUCGUGAAGAAUUUGAGAGGAUGGUUCGGUCGGAACUGGAGCUGCUCCAGUUGAUUGAUGAAGAAUAA